AUGGUUUUUAUAUUGGCUGUUAGACCUAGGCUACUUUACAUAGCCAACAGGCAAAUACAAAGUAACAAGCGAUUAAUAUCAUCUAGUACACAAAAACUACUUCAAUCAUCUAACACAUUAUCAAAUGCAUCGAAAGUAAACAGACAAGUGACAGAGAAGACAAAUAAGUUCUUUAAGAAGAGACACGUCGCAUUGGUAUCGGGAAUCAUAAUUAUUGGAUCGUAUAUUUCGUUCAAUCAGUCAAAUUAUUAUAACUUGGAUACUGUUCCACCGAUUGGUGGGGGAGGUAGAUCCGGGAUCAGUCCUAAGCUUUUUCCGCCAUCAAAUACCACGGUGAUCGGGGAUGACUCGAGAUACUUUUCUACGUCUACUAAUUCAAUGCACCAAAAAAAUAGCAUUGGGAACCAACAGCAGAAACAAGGGGUGUUUUUGUUGAAUGACGAACAAGUGAGUGAAAGGUUGAGACAAUUUGAAGAAAGUUAUUCGGUCAACAGAGGUAAGGGUGUCACAAGAUACGAUAUCUGUCAAUUGCCAUCCAACUCUCCUAUCGAGGAUGAUAGAGCGGAGGAGAUUGUGCAAGUGCCUAUUUUGCAGGAUAACAACAUCAAGACGUCCACUGACUGGAUGUUUUUUGGUGUCUUUGAUGGACAUGGUGGCUGGACUACUAGUAGUAAAUUAAGAGACCAAUUGAUUAGCUACAUUGUACAUGAGUUGGGAACGAUUUUCAAGCCAACAAAUGAAGAUAACUUGAGAUACGUUCCAAACGGUGCUACCAUCGACCAGGCAAUCAAGAAUGGGUUUUUGAAGUUGGACCAUGAAGUUGUCAAUAAGAACAUGGAAAAAUUGUUAAAUGAUAAUAAUAAGGCCAAAGCGGCAGAAUUAUUGAUGCCAGCGUUGUCAGGCUCGUGUGCAUUGUUAUCAUUCUACGAUACCAAUUCCAAAUUAUUGAAGGUGGCGGUUACAGGUGAUUCUAGAGCAUUACUUGGGUCCUUCAAAGAUAACCAUUGGACAGUCAGACAAUUGAGUAUUGACCAAACAGGAUCAAACCCAACAGAAGUCGCUCGUAUCAUUAGUGAACAUCCUGAUGAGCCGAACGUGGUAAGAAACGGAAGAGUUUUGGGCACAUUAGAACCUACAAGAGCUUUCGGUGACUGCCGUUACAAAUUACCAGCAUCGAUUCAAGAAAGAAUUUACAAGCAGUUUUUUGGUAGAAGACUUCCAAACAAUUUAAAGUCACCCCCUUAUGUUACCGCUGAGCCUGUUAUUACGACCACUAAGAUCAACCCGGAAAACAAUGAUUUCUUGGUAAUGGCAUCCGACGGUUUGUACGAAAUGCUCUCUAACGAAGAAAUUAUUGGCCUUGUGGUGAAGUGGAUGGAAAAAGAAAGAAUGGUCAAACCUCAAAAGUCAUUCUGGAAUUACUUUGGAUCCACUGAGAAUAAAUUACCAGAGAUAUCUGAUAUCACUAACGAUAAGUCUUCAAAGCAACCAUUUAGAAAGAAUAAGCAAUCCAGCGGAUAUGGCGGUUUCUUGUUAGACGAUAGAAAUGUCUCAACUCAUUUGAUCAGAAAUGCUUUGUCUAAUGGUGGUUCAAGAGAACAAACAUCUAUGUUAAUAUCUAUUCCCAACCCUGUUUCAAGACGUUAUAGAGAUGAUUUAACUGUCACUGUCGUCUUUUUUGGCAAGGAUCUCAGAGGUGAAAAUGAAGCUGGAAAAUUAGAAAUAAAUGCUGAUGCUACCGCAGGUGGUAUUGAUUCAGCUAAACCUAAAUUAUAA
Messenger RNA from Debaryomyces hansenii CBS767, 1776 nucleotides. RefSeq names its product type 2C protein phosphatase (gene PTC5). The record is from RefSeq and is a predicted model, not a curated record. The transcript has a single exon. Gene Ontology annotation, biological process: protein dephosphorylation. The coding region runs from base 1 to 1776 and encodes 591 amino acids. NCBI's taxonomy places the organism in Eukaryota, Fungi, Ascomycota, Pichiomycetes, Serinales, Debaryomycetaceae. Gene Ontology annotation, molecular function: protein serine/threonine phosphatase activity; cation binding.